GUGUCGAGCUGUAAUGACGUGGUCACAAACGUAUGCAUUGAAUUAUGUUUUUUUUUCUUCUUGGUUGUUUUAAAUCUAAGAGUCCUGAGUAUUAAAACCGAAGCUUUAAGUCACAGUCGUGGAGUGCGCCUGCCUUUUUGUUUCAAGUCAUGGACAAAGACAAGAAUGUCGAUAUUCAGUCUCAGUGCUCCUGGAUGGAGAUGCAUCAGUUCAUUGGAGACCUCCUCGCAUCUGGACACUCUUCUAAAAACCAGCCGGAUGUGUUGAACGCAGCCUGGGGCGCGGCUGCUGCUGCCGGUGGUGCUGGUGCUCUGGGGCUCAAAGCCUCGUCCCUGGAACCCCUCCAGCUGGCUCGACCUGCCCAGGACGGCAGAGAGGCCCCCCCAGGUAAACCCACCCAGCACCGGCCCCCACACACAAGGAGAGAGGCCCCAGACAGAGGAGAAGGUGGGUGCUCAGACAGACAAAAGUGUCACUUUUUAAAGAAAUUUUCAAAAAAGGAAAAAGCAAAAAAGAAGAACAUUUUGUUUCCUGGUUGUUCUUCAGGUUUUGAUGUGCAUCAUGCCUGCACCUGUCCCGGCUGCCCGUACUCCAGUCCCCCUCCGUCCUUUGAAACUUUAGUGCCCAGACAAUCUCUGCCCUCGUCCCAGCACUCGGAGGCAGCGUGUCGACCCAAAGACCUCAGCCUCACCAUGUGCUCACCAGACACCACAGUGCCGAGCAGCAGCGCCGCGGCGGAGCUGGAGUCCAGGCCGUCCGGCCAAACGCAGAGGGACAACGCAGACAGAGCUGCUCAGAGCCAAGGCCAAAAUCUCAGCACUCCUCUUCCCAGAGCUUCCUCUGGCUCUUUAUCCCAUCUAUCAAUGUUUCCUUGCUUGUGCUGCCACCACGGCCUGCAGACCUGCCCGCCGGCCCUGACUAAUCAAAAAGGCAACAGCUCUCCUUUUUCUCAUUCCCAUCAUCACUUUCAUCACCACCUCUGCGCCUUGACAUCCUGCUUACCCUGUCCCCAGCUGUCCCACUCUGCUCAGCUGCCUGCUCCUUUCCCCUGUCUGACCUGCCAGUGUUCCCCGCCCACCUGCCCUCAGGUUUGCCACCACCCGCGCAGACAAACACAGCAACAAGAGGAAAGGGGCAGGGGGGGGUUGUUGCUGCAUCCCUGCAUGCAUUGCCCAGCCUCUUUCACCAGACCGUCGCAGCUGCUGCAGCACCAGCGCUCCGAGCACGCCCACAAACCGCCCGGCUUCCUCUGCACAGAGUGCGGCCGGGCCUUCAACUCCCACAGCAACCUCCGGAUACACCUCAACGUCCACAGCGGGGCCCGGCCCUACUCCUGCUCCGAAUGUGGGAAGAGUUUCAGCCAGUCCGGAGCUCUGAAGAUCCACAAGCGGAUUCACACGGGCGAAAGGCCGUAUUCGUGCGGCUUCUGCGGCAGGGGGUUCCCCAAUCUGGCGGGGGUCCGGGCCCACCAGAGAAUCCACACAGGAGAAAAGCCCUACCGCUGUGGCCAGUGUGGGAAGUGUUUCACCCAGUCAGGAGCCCUGAAGAUCCACACCCGCAUCCACACAGGAGAGAGGCCCUUUAUUUGCAGAUUUUGUGGGAAAUGCUUUUCCAACCGCUCUGGAAUCCGUUUCCACUACCGGACCGUACACGGCCUGGCACCCGAACACGCCGGGGAGCCGGGAGUCCCGGAUGCGCCUUCAAGACCAGCUGGUUAUUCUCCUGGCCGUCCCAGGACUUUGCCUUCGACCAGCGUUGGGUUAGAUAUGAACAAAAACUCAGGAAGCGACUCACACGCAACUGCUGGAGGUGGAGCCACGCAUGUCCGUGGAAACGAGAGCGGAUCACCGGCUGAAAGAGAAGGCAGUCACAGCGGGGGGCUGUUGUACGCAUGUGAGGACUGUGGCCUGCGCUUUAAAGAUGCCCCGUCCAGAAACAGACACCAGACUCUGGUGCACUAUUCACACGAGGGACAAGAGGAGGAAGAGGAGGAGGACGAGGAAGAGGAGGAGGAGGAGGAGGGGAGGAGGAAAGAGUUCACCAUGGAGGAGGGGGUUAAUGAUCACAGCCAAUGACCUAAUUAAUGCUGAUGUCACAACAGACAAUCAGUAAACGUUAAGAUCACAUGGGGAGUGGAAAAGAUAAGACAUUUCUUAUGUUUUCUUGUCUAUGAAUGCCAAUGAAUUUGUUAAUAUAUUCCAGUUUUACCUUUCCUGGCUGGCAAACAUAUUCCAAAGAAGUCGGUCGCGUUUAGUUUCGGCAGGGAGGUAAAAGCAAAAGUAAUGAUGCUGUUUCAAACAGGUCAGUGCAUAAGAACGAGUACAAACGUGACUUGAGUAAUGGGUGUUAUUUAAAAUAACCUGAACCACUUUUCUCCGGUCAAACACACCAGUCCAGCUGUUAUUUUUGUUCACAUCGUUUUAUUGACACUUACACAGAAGUGGAAGAAGCUUUCCCUUUGUUUUAUCACAGCAACACAGCACUUGUUUCAGCCCCUGCACAGAUUUUAAGGGGAAUUUUUAUUUUUAGGGCCUUUCAGUGAUGUUUUGAAAAAGAAGGGAGGAGUGACAUGUAUUUAAUUAUUGAAGAUGGGUGCCUCUAUUGGGGAAAAAAAAGCACAGUUGUAUUUAAAAAAAAAUUAAAAAUGAUGUAUAAUGAUCAGCAGUAAUAAAAGCUGUUUUGUUUUUUUUAGUCAGUUCCUCCUUUUACCUUUAAUUUAUCAUAAAAUAGUAACAAUAAUAAAGUUGUACAACGUUAAUUAAUUAAUGUCUUAAUUCUGUAAUGUUUGUAGUGCAGCGACAAAGGCUUAAUACUGAGGGCCACAUAUUGAUAAAUCAUUUGUAAUGGUUAUAUUUUGUCAAAAGAAAAGUGGUCCUGUUUUUAAUUGCAACUUGUAUAACAUCACUUAUUUGUUCUACAAUCCAAGCAGUUAUUCCUGUAAAUGUUUUUUUCUUCUUCUGUUCAUUACAAGAAUGUGAUAAAGGAUGAGAACCAGCAGUUAUAUAAUAAAUUAUUGUUCGUGGUUAGAGAGCCACCUAGUGGUUGUAUGUACUCAUAACACUGAACCAUCCUUUGUAUGGGAAAAAAAAUUGAAAUUGUGAAUAGAAUAUUUUGUGAGAACAAGUAACAUUCAGUCCAUCAUUUUACAUGUUAAAACAGUUAAACAGACUGGUACAUUUCUGUGUGUGUUUUUGGAAAGUGCAGCUUGUGAUUAAACAUUUUAUCAGUAAAAAGUAUUUCUAAGACACAA
Molecule: messenger RNA, 3250 nt
Organism: Cololabis saira (Pacific saury)
Lineage: Eukaryota; Metazoa; Chordata; Actinopteri; Beloniformes; Belonidae
Exons: 2
Coding region: 150-2075 (641 amino acids)
Biological process (GO): regulation of transcription by RNA polymerase II
Molecular function (GO): RNA polymerase II cis-regulatory region sequence-specific DNA binding; DNA-binding transcription factor activity
Source: RefSeq, a predicted model, not a curated record